Messenger RNA from Strongylus vulgaris, 135 nucleotides. The record is from the annotation of a GenBank genome assembly. Lineage: Eukaryota; Metazoa; Nematoda; Chromadorea; Rhabditida; Strongylidae.
GUGGCGGAGCGUAUUGACGACAUACGAAGAAUGGGUGUAGCAAGGAGAGAUGCUCUGGCAAAGAUGGUUGAGCGAAAACCUGUGCAAGUAGUAACUCCGGAAAAGACGCAAACUGCCGUUGAAGAGGUAUGUUAA